GGAGCAUGAGGUGAUGGGGAGCGCUGUAUAUGUCAGUGUUGCCACCACACGCAGCCAAUGAAUUGACAGGGAGGAGAGGGAGGAGUGGUUCUAUUACCGCCGCAUCACCUGCAGCACCUCUCCCUUUCGCCUGUCAGCCUAUAUCCCGCAGGUCACCCAGCGGCUGUCGAUGGUCUGCCAACAGUCACCAGACACAUUAAGACAGAGACAGAGGGACGAGAGAGACGGAAAAGACUGCUAUGCGUGAGUGGGUCACUGUUCGUGUCUCUUGUGUCUUGCCUUUGCACACCUUGGCGCGCCUGAGCAGCUUGAUAAAAAAAAGUUCUUCAUCAGCUGCUGUGGGCUUCUGAAGCGCCGGGGUGACCUCAGCUGGCCUUUGCGUGAUGAAUUCGAUGUUCGUCGGGGAAAGCUCGUUAGGGCCGGACACGUGCAGGAUGGAGGGCUGGUCGUGGAUGUUUAGAUAGUUGUUGUUGGCAUCCCUGUUCUUGUCGGUGAGAAGGGAGAAAGAGGAAGGCAAUGCACAUCAAGGAAGAUCAUGUAUGGGGUGUGUAUAUAUAUGUGUGCUGCCUGUGUAUACGUACAGGGUGCUCACUCAAUGGCGUAGGACAAGGGGAACAGACGCCUGCUGUGACCUCCAGAGGACCAACAGAGCGUUGUCGAAAUCUGCAUGCAAACACAGGCAAGGAACAGAAGGAAUAGGAGAGAAUACCCAGGUAGUUCUUGUGUUGGUUCGCUCUCUCACUCACUUCAUCGCCAUCGAACGAGUCAACGUUGGAUAUGUCGACGCUGCCCGCAUCGCAUCGGUGGUGCUGCUCGUAUUGGAGUCACAGAUACACGCGCACACGCAUCGUCCCACCACUCGCUCUCUCCCGAGUCACACACAUACAGGCUCACGCACACGCACACACACCCAUCUACUGUCUCUCGCUUUCUUGUCGACUCACAGAUACACUGACACACACCUUCCCGGCACUCAUCAUCAUCAUGACACCAGUGGCUCCUGCCAGGCAGAAAGAUAGAUGGUAAAGUCGAUAUGUGCAGCAAUAGGUGAGGUGAGGAGAGAGCACGUGAGAGAGCAUGGAAGAGAGUGGAGAAAGCCAUCCAUCCAAAUGCAGAGAAAAAUCUGUGUGUGUGUGUGUGUGUGGAAGGAGGGAAAAAAUCUGUAUAUGUGUGUGUCUGUGUGUGUGUGUGGGUUUGUAUAUGUUUAUGAACGGUCUCUCGCUCUCUUGUCGAGUCACACAUACACGAACACACGAACACGUACGCCGUCCCAUCAAAAAACCACCACACCACUACGCCAGUGUAUCCCGUCAGGCAGAAAGAAAGUCGAUAUGCGGGCAGCAAGGUGUGAGGAGAGAGUGGAGAAAGGCAUUCAUCCAAAUGCAGAGAAAAAUCUGUGUAUGUAUGUGUGGGUAUGUGGGGGGGGAGGUGUAUGUGUGUAUGUAGGUAUGUGUGGAUAUCGUCGAGUCCUGAUUAUUCGCCAGCGUCCUCACUGCACGUCGGCAAGAGAGUGACAAAACGCAAGAGCGACGUGAAUAUUGCUGUGUCUGUGACUGUACUCGUAUGUGUACCGAAUGCGGCGCCUACCUGUGGAACGUCAUGUAAUAGUAAUGGGUCUCGCCGCAGUCCUCGCGGGGGCACUGCAGAGUUUGACGAACUCCACGUUUGGUGGGGGAAUCUCGUUGGCGUCGAACACCCGGCAGGGAUAUUGAGGUAUUCGUUGCCAUGCAUGUCUCUGUCGGUCAGGAGGCAGAUAGAGGAAGACAACGCACAGCAGGGAAGAUCAUGUGUGAUGCGAUGUGAUGUUGUGGGCGGAUGGAGGCUCUCUGCCUGUCUGCUUUCCUUCCUCGGCAGAUCUGGCAGCUCUUUGUGAGGGAGGCCCACUCACCUACGUGGGCGAUUCGGCAGAUUACGACCACCACACCUCUGUCACUGCGCCGACGCUAAGACGCUCACGAAAAGGGGACGGAUCUUCAGCCAGUGAAGCGCGCAAAUAUUCCUUGUCAUCUCCCCGAUAGGGACGUCAAUCUGAUCGGCACCCACACGAAGAUCAUGGAUGGGGUGUAUAUGUAUGUGUGUCGGUUGUGUAUGUAGGGUGCUCACUGAGUAAGGUAGACCAGGCCGAACACGCCUGUACGUCCUCCACAUGACCCAACAGAACUUGACGCGCUCGUAGAAGACCGCCGGACAUCGUCAUCACCUGCAUUGUCAUCACCUGAAGGCACACACAUGCAAGGAGCAGGAGAGAAUAUCCAGGUAGUUCUUGUGUUGGUUCGUUCUCUCACUCAGAUCAUCGCUGUCGAACGUGCCGACGGUCGAGAUGUUGUCGUCGCCCACAUCACGAUGUGCAACUCUAUUGGCAACGCGCUUGAGAGCAUCUGCAUCAAAGCGCGUAGUGUCACAGACAGAGGACAUGCAAUGACUAUGCUGGUAUGUGAGGGUGCCUGGUGCACCUAUCAAGGUUAGCUACCGGCUUGAACUUGUGGCCGAUGUUCAAACGCAUCAACAAGUUUAGCACAUGAUGGCUCCAUGACGUGCAGGCAGAAGGAGAGGACCCUUGUGGAAUUUGCAUAGAGGCAAAAAGCAGCAAGCUGCCCCCCGUCAAGACGAGUGAUCCAUCCUCUGAGUGCACUGACCCGUUUGAGUUGGUUUACAGCGACAUCUGUGGCACUCUGCUACGGUCGAGUCCUCGGGGAUAUCGCUACUUCAUCACCUUUGUGGAUACGUACACUCAACGUGUGGCGGUGUAUCCACUGAGAUCACGUGACGAGUCGGCUGAUGCCUUGGUCAGGCUGUGCGCUACGAUGAAGGUACCUGAAACACUUAGAACAGACUAUGCACAGGAGCUGUCGACCGGUGCUUUUGAGCGUGUGUGUCUGGGGAAGGGUAUUAAGCGUCAGUUUAGUGCACUAUACUCACCGCGGCAGAAUGGGAUCGCUGAGCGCAUGAACAGGACGCUGAAUGAGAUGGCGACAGCCUUCCUGCUACACCAUCAAACCACCGUAGCGCUCUGGUCGUUCGCUGUUGACACAGCGGCAUUUCUGACGAACCGAUUACCCACAGCGAGCCUGAGAGACAGCAAGACACCGUACGAGAUGUGGGAGGGCCGACGGCCCUACCUGGGACAUGUGCGUGUGUGGGGCUGCCUUGGGUAUGUGCAUCGGAGAAAGAAACACCGAGACAAUAAGUACUCACCGAAGUACUAAUCGAAGGCGGUGCCGAUGGUCUUGGUCGGUUACGAUGCGCGGACGAAGGAUGCUCACGUCUUGAGGCGCACUUGCUCCUCCCGCACCUUGGUCAUGAGUGAUGAGGAUGGGGAGAUGGAGGACCUAAUGGACCGUUUGUUGUGG
Molecule: messenger RNA, 3350 nt
Organism: Vitrella brassicaformis
Lineage: Eukaryota; Vitrellaceae
Source: the annotation of a GenBank genome assembly